AUGGCUACUUCUGAGAACUCAUCUUUGGAGACGAGCAACAUGGUCCAGCAAGAUCCUCCAAAUGACACCGUCAUGGAUGAGCAGGUCGAUACAACAAUAUCAGACCCUCUCGGAACUGGCUCACAUGACUCCGAGGACGAGAAUACGGCCCAGGCCGAGAAAGACAGCGAUGCAGGUAGCAGUUUUGGCGGCGCUGAAACCAGCGAUGAUAAGAGUGAUGGGAGCAGCAAUGCGGGUAGCAAGGGUGACCAUGAGGGAAAAGGCGACGGAAGCGAUGCGGAGAGCAAUGCUGGGGACGAUGAAGAUGAGAGUGAUGAAGAGGAAGAAUCAUUUGAGUCUUACUCACUAAAGGUCGCCCAGCUCUGUCGGGAUCUUGGAUAUGGAGAGCCACUGAAGAUCGAAGACAUGAAGGCAGGCGGCUUUCAUAAGAUUGUGGGCCUUUCAGUGGGCGCACCUCUCGGUUCUGACCUCAUCCUCCGGAUUCCAAAAUGGAUGGAUGAUUCUGAGUCCGCUGACUUCCUCGACCAAGUCGCGAUUCCUUCUUACUUUUCCAAUUACGAUUUUUUGCAUGGCCCUAAGAUCGUCGCGUACGACUCAACCGAAAAUAAUGCCCUAGGAGCCCUGUAUGUUCUCCAAGAGAGAUUUGCUGGUGUUCCUGCUGGAGAAGUCUUCUACACUCGUCCUCUUGCGGAAAAGCUUCAGAUCACUACCCUUGUGGCCGAGACGUUGACAAAGCUUGAAUCAAUUAGGCUUGAGAAACCCGGGCGGCUAGGUGCGACUAGUUCUUUGGCUCCCAAGUAUAUUGGAUCACCUCUUGCUGCGGAGCUUAACAUUGGUCCUUAUCGAUUCAGCCCACUUCACGAAAUGCCCGUGGUCGAGAAGCAACCUCUACGCGGCUUUUUUAUCUCCCUCUUUGAAAUACUAAAGCAAAGGGACAACUACUUGGAAGACAAGUGCGAUAGAUUGAUUGAGAUUACGAAGGAGAUGGAGUCAGCUGGCUUCAUACGAACUACGGAUACCGAAUGUGUUCCUUGGCAUUGGGAUUUUUCUUCAAAUAAUAUCAUGGUUCAUCGCCAGGAAUCCACAAAGGCUGCCGUUGUCGGGAUGCCAGCUUCCAACAAAGGCUGUCAACAUAGUGUUAAGGUCAAGUUUGAGGAUGGCGACCCGCAGGGUACACGAAAUACAAUCCAUGUCGAGGUCGAGGACAAUUCCGGCAGAAACUGCAGUCACAAGAUUGAGAUUGCUAUUGAGCAUUCUCCCGGAAAGAAGUACCGACACACAAUCAAUCUUACCGGUUCCGCAGACACCGAUAAUCACAUUGCCAAUACCCCUUUCGACUCCACCUCCCAAGAUCAAGGCAUCGAUAAUUCGAUGCCCGGACCGUGGUCAGUCAGUGGAGUCAUCGAUUGGGAUGAUGUGCUGUCCGUUCCUCUUGUUCUCGCCAGAAAACCACCCUCGUGGCUUUGA
This is a messenger RNA of Lachnellula hyalina, 1467 nucleotides long. RefSeq lists its product as uncharacterized. NCBI's taxonomy places the organism in Eukaryota, Fungi, Ascomycota, Leotiomycetes, Helotiales, Lachnaceae. The record is from RefSeq and is a predicted model, not a curated record. The transcript has a single exon. Bases 1 to 1467 code for a protein of 488 amino acids.